GUUCCCCUGACUUCAGAACCAGAUCUGGAGCUUGGCAUGGAUGUGUCCUUUGAGGAUGUGGCCAUUCACUUCUCUCAGGAAGAGUGGGUGCUCCUUGAUAAGGCCCAGAGGCUCCUGUACUGCAGUGUGAUGCUGGAAAACUUGGCACUUGUGGCAUCUCUGGGUUCCUGUACUGGAAUAGGGGGUGAAGAUGGAACUUGUGAGCGUACUGUGCCUGCAGAUGGGGUGGUGUGUAACAGAAGUCCAUCUCCUCAGGAGUCUCAUCUUGGGAUACCUGUCCCAGCUUUGGAAGACAUUUUGCACGAGACUGAGUUCCUGAGCACACACCCUGUGCAGAUGUUGUGCUCGGGCAGAACAGGUUCCAGUUUGAAUAAAGACAGUAACCAGCAUCAGAAGAGUUACAGUGGAGAAAAGUCCUGCGAAGGAGAUCCUCACAGGGAUUCAGCUAUGUCACGCUGCAGAUCCCAUGUGUUGACCAAGCCACUCAUCUGUGGGAAGGAUGGGGAGGAGGCCCUCUCUGCCACAGGCUGUCUUCAGCAGCAGGCCACUUGUAGUAGUGAACAGCCUCACAGUGGCGUCAAGUGUGGGGAAGCACUUUUGAAUGGAGAGAAACAUUGUAAGGACGGUGAAUGCCAAAAAGGUUCAAGCUGCAAACAUGCACUUGUUCAGUGUCCAAGUGCCUGCCCUGAGAAAAGGCCAUCUGAGUGUAGCAAGUACGAGAAAGCCUUCUGCAAUUACAAACAUGCUCAGCACCAGGACAGUCACCGGGGGCAAAGGACACAUGAGCAUAGUCAGCAUGAGAAGUCCUUCAGCAAAACGUGCCGCCGCAAUGCACAAGACAGAAUUCGUCCUCAAGAAAGGCCCUAUAAAUGCACUGAAUGUGGAAAAGCCUUUAUCUAUAAAUCUCAACUCAUUUACCAUCAGAGACACCACAGGGCUAGAGUACAUUAUGAGUGUGUGGAAUGUAGAAAAUCUUUCACCUACAAAUCCAACCUCACUGAACACCAGAGAAUCCACACAGGAGAAAGGCCUUAUCAGUGUGAACAGUGUGGAAAAUCCUUCAGACAAAACUCUAGCCUCUUUAGACACCACAGAAUUCAUACUGGAGAAAGGCCAUACGAGUGCUACGUAUGUGGGAAAUCCUUUAGACAGAUCUUUAAUCUCAUCAGACACAGGCGAGUCCACACUGGAGAAAUGCCUCACCAGUGUGCUGACUGUGGGAAAGCCUUUAGCUGCAAAGCUGAGCUCACUCAACACGAGCGAAUUCACAGUGGGGAAAAGCCUUAUGAGUGUAGCGAGUGUGGAAAGUACUUCAGGCAGUUCUCCAACCUCAUUCGACACCGGAGAGUGCACACUGGUGACAGGCCUUAUAAGUGCAGUGAGUGUGAGAAAUCCUUCAGUCGCAAGUUCAUCCUUAUCCAGCACCAAAGAGUUCACACUGGAGAAAGGCCUUACAAAUGUGGGGAGUGUGGCACAUCCUUCACCCGGAAAUAUGACCUCAUCCAGCACCAAAGAAUUCACACCGGCACAAGACCUUAUGAGUGUGAAGAAUGUGGCAAGUCAUUCAGACAAUGUUCUAGCCUCAUCCAGCACCGGAGAGUUCAUACCGGAGAGAAGCCUUAUGAGUGUGUUGAAUGUGGGAAAGCCUUUAGUCAGAGUGCUAGCCUCAUUCAACACCAGCGACUGCACACUGGAGAAAGACCUUAUGAGUGUAGCGAAUGCAGGAAAUCCUUUAGCCAGAGUGCUAGCCUGAUCCAACACCAGAGAAGCCACAGUGGAGAAAAGCCUUAUGAAUGUAGUGAAUGUGGCAAGCCCUUCACUAAUAAGUCUGACCUGAUUCAGCACCAAAGGGUUCACACUGGAGAAAGACCUUAUGAGUGUCAUGACUGUGAGAAAUCGUUUAGCCGUAGAUCGAAUCUUGUCCGACACCAGCGAGUUCACACCUAA
Grammomys surdaster is the source of this 1947-nucleotide messenger RNA. Its product is annotated as zinc finger protein 551. The annotation marks the transcript as partial. Gene Ontology annotation, biological process: negative regulation of transcription by RNA polymerase II. Lineage: Eukaryota; Metazoa; Chordata; Mammalia; Rodentia; Muridae. The record is from RefSeq and is a predicted model, not a curated record. The transcript has 3 exons. Gene Ontology annotation, molecular function: DNA-binding transcription repressor activity, RNA polymerase II-specific.